This is a messenger RNA of Fusarium poae, 831 nucleotides long. RefSeq lists its product as uncharacterized. NCBI's taxonomy places the organism in Eukaryota, Fungi, Ascomycota, Sordariomycetes, Hypocreales, Nectriaceae. The transcript has 2 exons. The record is from RefSeq and is a predicted model, not a curated record. Bases 1 to 831 code for a protein of 276 amino acids.
AUGCUCUCAUCAUUCACUACAAAACUCGCCCUCAAAAAGGCUGGUAUACCAAGCGAUAUACUCUCCUUUCCCACUGAAAAGCGCGAGCCAAACAAACUCCGCAAAAACCCUCCUUCACCAUCCGAUAACGAUGCAGAUUCUAGUUGGGCAUCUUGGAUGUCUGUUCGGUCUCUGCCUCUGACAGUACAGCCGUGGCUAACGCCGCCUCCCGCUGCUGCAUCCGUCGGACGCGUACCUGGAAUCGGUGAUAAAGCACCCGUGGAUAAAACGCAGAAAUUAAGACUUGGGAAGAGGACCUUGGUGGUGUUUUUACGCUGUGUUGGCUGUGCAUUUGCGCAAAAAACCUUUAUAAAUCUUCGUACAAUGGCAAAUCGCUAUGGAGAUGCACUUACAUGUAUAGCCGUUUCGCACGCCUCAGAGCAAGCGACAAAGAAGUGGGUUGAUCUUCUUGGCGGCGCAUGGAGUGUACGUGUAGUAGUCGAUGAAGAUCGAGCUCUGUAUGCGGCAUGGGGAUUAGGUACGGGUAGUAUGUGGUAUGUCUUGAAUCCAUCUACGCAAGUGCAGAGUUGGAAAGAGACGGGGUGGUUGGGUGAGAAAGUAGCGGGUGCGAUACAGGGAAAGACGAAGCCCAAACCAAAGACUACCGUCCAAAGUGUCGGACCGGAAGAGGAUGAAGAAGAUGAGGGACCUUUGACGACCAUGGGAAACAAGUGGCAGGAAGCUGGUGCUUUUGCUGUAGAUGGAACGGGGACUGUUAUUUGGGGUGGGAAAGCUGCGAGGGCGGAUGAUGUUAUGGAACUUGAAGAUGGAGCGAGAAUUUUAUUAGCCUAG